Messenger RNA from Lytechinus variegatus (green sea urchin), 4568 nucleotides. Its product is annotated as inversin-like. Gene Ontology annotation, biological process: RNA processing. The record is from RefSeq and is a predicted model, not a curated record. Bases 378 to 3017 code for a protein of 879 amino acids. Gene Ontology annotation, molecular function: RNA binding; RNA nuclease activity; protein binding. The transcript has 2 exons. NCBI's taxonomy places the organism in Eukaryota, Metazoa, Echinodermata, Echinoidea, Temnopleuroida, Toxopneustidae.
UUUCGAUGCAGUAUACCAACUCCUACGGUUUAACAGGAGAAACACUUUAAUUCUAUAUGAAUUUCAUUUCAUUGCACGCGUUACAAUGGAUAUUUAAUUAAUGCCGCUGUGGUGUACGUGACAAGUGCCUUGUCAGUUAGGUUUUAGAUUUUAUUUUUGUUGGAAUAUAUUCAUCUAACUAACUGAGGACGUUUUCAUUUUAUUCAAGGAUUUAAUGAAAUAGAGUAUCCAGACGUUAAGAUUUAUUAAGAUCAUGAAUUCUAUCGUCCAAUCUUUACAAGAUUUUGCCGAUCAAGGAACAUGUGGCGAGAAUUCAUCCAAGGAACGUUGCAGGCAUAGAUGACCAACUGCGACAUACAUCAGCGUCAUAAUAGACGAUGGCGGGCAAACCGCUAAACGCGAACGAACGUGAACUGGUGCGCGCCGUCGGGAACGAAGACGUUGAUGCCGUUCGUCGGCUCAUCGAAGAAGAUGGCGUCAACGUCAACAUUCAGGAUUCUUUACAACGGACACCGAUCAUCCGAGCGUGUUUCGGUAGUGACAGGUCAAGCCGGGAGGAGAUAGGCAAGAUCCUCCUGGACAAUGGAGCCGAUGUUAACUUGGCGGACCGACACGGUAGAACAGCUUUGAUGACUGCUUGCAUGGAAGAUGAAAAAGAGGACAUGGUCGAUCUUAUCCUCUCAGCGAACAAAGUCGAUGCUAACCGUAUGGAUGAAAAUGGCAACACCGCCCUCAUGCAUGCCGUCAUGAUCGAAAAUGUCGAGGCUGUUCGGGUGUUUUUCACUCCAGAAAACAAGAAUAAGGUCAACACUGAUAUGAAAAACUUCGAGGAUAAGACCCCACUCCUCGUGGCCGCUAAGCAGCAGAAUACCGAAAUUUGUGAGAUUCUUGUACGUGAAGGCAAUGCCCGUCAUGAUUCUAUACCAAGCUUCUUCAAGCAACAUCUACCUGAGGAGUGCCAUGACGAAGACACAAAGAAACCACAAGAUAAAUGGGAAGAUUUAUUCAAGGGUUACCGCGACAAUUCAAUGGAGCCAAACAUCAUGCAGAGGUCUUCUGGUAAAUGGAAGGAAAAGUCGAAAAAGAAACCGAAGGGACCAAAAAAGAAAGUAGAAAAGCCACCUGAAGAAGAGGCCGAGGAGAAACCUGAUGAUGAAAAAGUCGAUGAGUCACCUGGAAAGAAUGUCAAUGAUGAAAUCAAAGAUUCAGUGGAGAAGAAGGAAGAAGCUCUGAAUCAUUCCGAUGCCUCGGAAUCCCAGCCUAAAAAAGAAACCUCUAUGGACAAUCAACUUUUCCUGAAGAUAGACCCUGAACGGAAAGAACGAAGUAACUCCCGCCGUGGGUCUGGCGGAGAGGAGAUUGCUCAAGAAGCAAAGAAAGAACAAAAAGCCAUCGCAUCAACAGUGGUAGCUAGAACUGCCACAUCGGCAAAGACAUCGCGUCGCGAAGCCACAGAUUCCCCUUCUCGAAAGAAGAAUGAGGUAGUCGACGUGAAAUCAUCGGAAAAGAUAGAAUCUUCGUCUAAAGUAGAAAAGAAAUCAAUCGAAAAGAAUGAAUCAGCCAAAAUAUCAAAUAAAGAACAUUCUCAAUCAAAGACAAAAGAAGAUAUAACAAAAAAUACAACAGCAAUAAAACAAGAGGAAGUACAAAAUAGGUCAGAGAUCAAAGAAAAUGAAGUUUACGAAGUAUCAACUACUGAAAAUGUAAACUCCCAAACAGAUGCAAAGGAGCAAGGUAAAAACAUUGCUACCGUAAUCAAAGCGGAGAAAAAAUUCAAAAAGAAGAAAGAGAAGAAAAGUGAUGUAGAAGACAUAUCGAAUAAGAAAACAGAAGAAAAGAAAGCCAAUGUAGAAGUCAUAUCAACAACCGAAAAUGUCGUUACUGAAAGUAGAAAUGAAGAACAAAAGAAAAAUAUAGCCACUGUUAUCAAAGCAGAUAAAAAGUUUAAGAAAGGGAAAAAGAUGAAAGAAGAGACAACCGAUUCCAAUACCACAACCUCGACUGUCAAAGGAGAAAGUCAGACAAAAACGUCUCCGAAGAAAGUUGUUGAGAAAACGGAGAAAUAUGAACAGCGAGAAGAGAUUGGGCCUGCAAUACUUACAUCUACCGUAACCCAGGUUCAUCAAGAACAAGCCAGUGUUACCAACCAGAGAGUCAUUCAUACAGAAGAACGCAAGCUUAUCACAGAACAGAGGAAAGAGCUUGUACCAGAACCCGAGGAAGCAUCUGCUGAAAGGAAAAGGUCAUCAAAGAAAGAAGAGCAUGAUACUAUGAAAGCAGUUGAAACUAUAAAACAACAGAAAACAGAGAAAGUCGUCAAAGAGGAAGUUCAUAAGGAGGUCAUUGAGAAAGAAUCCGUUCCUGCAAGGGUCCAAGAAACAAAAGUUCUUAAGGAUUCACCGAGGCACAAAGACUCGACGCAUACAAUAGCAUCAUCGGAAAGAGUACUCGAGUCUCGUCAGUCAAAGAAAGUACACGACACCACCAAAUCAACGGUUUCUCUACAGAGUAACUCGUCCUCGACGAAAAAGAAGACGAGUCCUACAUCAUCCAUAGUGGAUGUAUCACGACCACCAACGGUAAAAAGCACAAGGUCAACGCAGUCCUUCUCGAGCAGAGCAACAAGUGAAGGUGAUAACGUGUCAAUAGCAACCACGGAAUCAUCCGUCAGGAGGGGGGUGUGGAUCCGUCCUCCUCCAGACAUGAUCAAACUUCAAGAAGAGGCCGAUGAAGCCUCUUUAAAAUCUGGAAAGAAAAAGAAAAAGAAAGUGAAAAUCAAGAAGGAAGACCGGCCGGUCUACGAGACAAAGUCAGGUCGGAUUAUCCGUCCAAAUGUGUGUGGGGAUCCGCAAUACACGAAUAUCCAAGCGGCAAGGUUGAAAGUUGUAGCUGAAGAGGAGCCGAAGUAUCACAAAGAAGCAGAUGGCGGCAGGCUUGCUGGUCCAUCAUAUGAGGAUGUUCCUCGGAAAACAAAACGUAAGCCAAACUCCAAAUCUGGAACACCAAACAAGAGCUAAUUCAUCAGUAACCAUUUAUACCGGUAUUCUUAUCAUACACAUGAAAAAAAAUAUUCUACUCUAAGCGUCGUAAAAUAAGCCAUGACAUAGACAUGAGAGAGCUCUUUCCCAAAUGGUUUAUUAUUGUGUAAUAUAUUUUACCAGACAUUGAGGUCAGUGGUAAAGCGUUCGCCUAAUCAACAGAAGGUUGUGGGUUCGAUUCCCGGUCGAGUCUUACCGAACACUUAUUCAUAAUGUAGUGAAGGACUUUAUUACUUUAAUAUUGGAUAAUAGAAAUAAUAAACUAUUAUCUUAAUUAAACCCAUGUUUUCAUAACUAAAUUGGAUACCCCAAGAUAUAAUUGAACAAUAUUCUUACUUGUUAAAUUCUUUUUUGUUAUGCAUGAUUUUGCGAGAUUAUGAAAAAUUAGGUGACACUUUAUUUACAACACGGGUCCAUUUCUAGCAAUUAAAUGAAUAAAAUCUGUGAGCAUAAGUUGGCUUCAUUUUUAAAAAGGAGGUAAGGGUAGAUAUGAACUCCCCACCCAACACGUGCCCAUACACAUUUAGGCCUAUAUCUAUCUCUUUAUUUAUUGAUUGAUUAAUUAGUUAAAUGAGUAUUUGAUUAAUCAACCAAUCAAUCAAUGUCUUGCUUCCACGGGGCUUUUGUAGAUUUAUGUGAGUGAAACACUAAUCAAAAUCAAUUAAAACUCGAUUCAUGUGAGAGAUCACAGGAUCACAGAGAAGCAUACAAUACAAAUCCUUUGAAGAAGGUCUGGUGAAAGAACGUGUCAUGCAUAGCGUGAUAUAAUUAGUCAAAUAGCCAUUUUGCACUGUACAGCUUGCGCAUGGUCCAUGUUGAAUCAAAGGCGGUGCCACAGGGUGGGGGCAGGGAGUAGUUGCCCCAAUAUAUUUUUAGGUAACUAGUAAAACAAGGGGGAGAUGAGAAAGAAGGAAAAGGAUGGAAAAGGGGAAGAUCAUAAAACAGAGUAUUUUGGGUCGUUUAGACCCAUACUACUCCUUUUUUUAAAUGACGUCCAGUUCAAGUUAUGUCGCCCCCUUCCCGGUCCCAUAUGAAAAAUCCUUGCGCCGCCAAUGCGCCAGUCUGUUCGCCCUUACUGAUUCCAAUCACCUUCAGGCGAGUUUGAACCAAUGUAAGAACUAAGGCGCAUGGCGAAAGGUCCUUCACCUACAGUGCCAAGGCCCCCAACCAUUUGGAACCCCCUCCCCGGUACUCUCCGAUCACAAAAUAAUCCUGGAAUUUUCAAAUCACAACUUAAACAUUUCUCUUUAUUGGAGCAUUCAAAUAGGCCUCUCCCAAUACUUAUUCCUUACAUGUAUGUAACUGAUUAAUGUAGAUGUUGUAUAAGUGUUAUUCUAAGUAAUUCCUAAUUUUGUAUAAUUUUUAUUUCUGUAAAGCGCAUCGAGAGUCCUUUCAGGUCUGAAAUGCGCUAUGUACAGACUGCAUUAUUAUUAUUAUUAUUAUUAUAUGCCUAGAUAUCGUGUAUUGUGUAUCAUCAUUUUAAACAUAAAAUCAAUGAAACAAUAUCAGGUGUGAAAAGAUGAAAAAACA